Molecule: messenger RNA, 2197 nt
Organism: Salarias fasciatus (jewelled blenny)
Lineage: Eukaryota; Metazoa; Chordata; Actinopteri; Blenniiformes; Blenniidae
Exons: 19
Coding region: 98-1927 (609 amino acids)
Source: RefSeq, a predicted model, not a curated record
ACUCCAUGAAACCAAAGAAGAAGAGACAUGGUUUCAGUUCCUGACGCGCGAAACUAAGAACGUCAGUUGUUUAAAUCAAAAGUUGACGAUAUUUGCGAUGGACAGUGCAGAAGUCAUCGUCCUCAGUGACGACGAUGAAGACCUGUCGUGUCUCAUAGUGGAGGAAAAAGACGAAAAGAAGCCUGAAGCUGUGUUGUCUACAAGCAGCCUGGAUGAAGACCUGGUGGUUACCUUCUGCCAGCGCGCUGAGGUCCUGCCUCAUGCGCGCUAUGACUGUCCGGUGCAUCCUUUCACGAGCACAGAGUGUGAGACCAGCGCUCCAGUGGACCGAAACAAACUCUUCUGUGAUCAGUGCUUCUGCUACAUUUGUGACAAGCUGGCAGCAUCUUGUGAAAAGUGGUGCCACAGCGGUAUGUGUCACUGCAACAGCCACAAGAAGAGCAAAUUCUGGACUGAGCUCCGAAACAACGCUCUGUUGGGGCGACUGAAGAGCUUCGACCUCACUCUUUUAGAAACAGACUCCCACCUCCGGCACGCAGAGACGAUGUUGCGGAGCUUCACACUGGAGCUUUCCACACUGUUCUCGUUGUUCUUGAAGGGAGAGACGACAUGGCUGAGCAAUUCACACCAGGAGAUUGUCUAUCAUGAUUAUCGACCUGUGUAUGAGUUUGUGACGUCAUUUCUGGACAAAGCAGAUGAAGAGGAGAGCAGAGCUGCAGCCAUCAUGUAUUUGGGAGCUACUGAGGACUUCCUUUCACAUUUUUACCUCGACAGGAUGUUCUUCUUUCCGACAUUUAUGGCAAAUCCUUCUGAGGCCAAAGUGUCAUUACUACAGAGGGUAAUAGCCAAAAUGCAACGACUGAUGGUCAUGGCUAAUUUUUCUACGGUGUUCAUCGACAAACUGCAGGACUUUUAUCAAAGAUUACCUUUCCAGCAGGUGAACAUGAAGAACGUGAGGAACAGCCUGUGUGUGCGUCCCUGGGACGACGUCCUGCUGGUGACGGUGCUGAAAGGACAGAACGUGUCGGGCGUCCGUAAAGACAAAGGGAAGAGGGACGUCCUGAUAGAACAGAUAAACGUGGUUGUGCUGAGAAGUGAAGCUCUGCAGCGUCAGAACAGGCACAGAGACCUGUGUCGAUAUCUGCGAGUUGUCAAGACAGACGAUCCCAAACACUUCCAGCAGCUUCUGGGCCUCAUCCCUUUCUUCAUGUGUGCGGCGGGGGACUUCAGCCCGGCUGCGAAGAGCAUCUUCUCCUCCUUGAACCCCACCGUCGGCAUCACUACGCUCAUCUUCCUCACGUACCUGCGCAUCUUUGAGACGGCGACGGUGCCGAAGGUGAUCGUCUGGCAGCUGCAACAACUUUGCAACCCCAAUGCCACAUGGGAAGCAGUUGAAGGAGCUACACCACUGAAGCGAACCGAGCUGGUGAAGUUUGCUCUCCUGGCUCAGAGAAACUGCUUGAGCAUUUUCGUCGACUCACAGUGUUGGACCAAAUUACUCACGAUCGUCAACACCCCGUCUGGUUCAUCCGGCCCCAUACCGCCUCCCAGCCCGCAGUUCCUACACGAUGCUUGGGACGUUGUGAACUCGAUCCUGCUCGGUCAGGAUGGCUCCAGCAUUCACAUCCCUCGGGACUUUCUGGAGGUUUACCCCGAUCAGGCCUUGUUGCUGCUGGUCACCGGAGCUUUAGCGCUGAGGAUCAGCUCCUGGCUUCUGUUACCAGCUAUACCUGUGAUCAGCACGUUCAAGGAGAACCAGUGGGCUUCCAGGUGGCUGUACGACAACUUGUCCUCCAACGCAGAGCAUUUCAACGCUUUCAUUCAGGGGCUUGCACGGGAGAUGGAAAACACAGCAGGCGGUCCAGCGAUGGAUAAAACGGACUCCUCUCAGGUCACGUCGUCGUCACAGAAGCGGCUUGUGAUCUGACCGAAACUGGACGACCUGAAGCGCACACAACGCAGACAGACGUCUUUUACGUCUUCACUACAAGCGUCAGACCCAAGACUUGAUGCUUCUUCUUUUUUUUUUUUUUCCACCCAUUCUGGACGUUUUGUGUUAAUCUUUCAAACACAACACCAGUGUAAAUUUGAUUUAUGAGAUUUUAUUAUAGUUUAACAGUUGCUUGUAUGGUAAAUCCUCACAUGAGGUAAAAAAGAAGAAAAACUUUGUGUUCCGUGGAUAAAUAAACUGGUUUGC